Pyricularia pennisetigena is the source of this 939-nucleotide messenger RNA. RefSeq lists its product as uncharacterized. The record is from RefSeq and is a predicted model, not a curated record. The transcript has 3 exons. The coding region runs from base 1 to 939 and encodes 312 amino acids. NCBI's taxonomy places the organism in Eukaryota, Fungi, Ascomycota, Sordariomycetes, Magnaporthales, Pyriculariaceae.
AUGACGACUGCAUCAGAUUACCUAUACAUCAAGAUUCCUCCCUUCAACUUUUACAAGAAUGGAAAACCAGAGCCAGAAGAUAUUGCAGUCUAUCGAGCGCGCCCGUUUGUCUCUGCUUGCAAGACUCUCCUCGGCUCUGUCACCGAACUUCUACGUGAUCGCAGCAUAAGCAAAAACACCCAAUGCCACCAAGCCAUUGUCUCCGCUUUGCAAGAAACCAAAGAGUUCUUUAUCUUGCAAGCACUAUUGGACACUCUGAAGGCCUACAAAGACGGGUCUGAACCUCUUCCGAACAAGUGGACAGAGCAAAGCCUGCAGGGUGCCUUACAUCGAGCCCAAUCCGCCAUAGGCCAUUCAGACCAUGCCCAAAAGCUCAACCAUGCUAUUGUGCUUUGCUUCGAAUUAUCCCAGAAAAUCAUGGUAGACUCUGGUGAUACUUGUCUUCUGAUGGUAGCGGCAACCCUUUUGGCAAUGAGGGCGCGGACACUACAGUAUGAGCCUGUUGCUCAGUCUGUCUACGAUUCCAUCGGCCUUCUCAGAGUUCAGGAUGGUUGCCUUGUUCUUAGAGAGCUCAUUCGUCCCAGAGACUGCGGGCAAUGGCUUGAUGUUAUCGAGCAUCCCUCUUUUCCAACAAUGCCCGGCAGCCGGUGGGGCCUAUUUCAUCGAGCUCUACGCCUGCCUUUCUUUGAUCAAGAAAAGCGGCGGAGCUUUUCGUUCAUAACGACUCACUAUGCCAGCUCUUUGAUACGUUCUACAAUGGAGAGCUACACUGCCGCACGUCAGCAAGACGCUACACUGAGUGAAAAGUUCAUAGACUUGGACUUUGAAGAUGAGCAGAACACUGUAGCUCGUAUCUACAACUACUCUUGGAUACAGGAUCUUGCUUCAGAUAUACUAGGGCAUCAUUACUAUCUUGCAGAUAGGAGGCUACUGCUUUAA